AUCGGAGAAUGCGUGACGCAGAAAACGAAUAGGCACUAUUAUUGCUUGAUGGGCAAGCAGAAGAAGAAAGUACCAGCUCUGAUCGGAAGACUCUACAGCAAGAUCGGAAUAUAUAUGUUUGGCGCGAUGAGCACCUAUCUAUUGACAGAUGUAGCAAAGUACUCAGUGGGAAGGCUACGGCCCCAUUUUAUUGAUGUAUGCAGACCCGACAAAUCAACGUAUAACUGUUCACAGGGUUAUGUGACGUCAUUCAUAUGUACGAAUUCCGACACAUUCUUAAUUAAACAAAGCAGAUUAUCUUUCGUAUCUGGCCACUCGUCGUUUGCCACGUUCUCCAUGCUGUUCCUGGCGAUUUAUGUCCACGUGACGUUACCUUCUAAGCUGGGGUCAAUGCCAAAAGCCCUUCUGGAGCUCAUCGCCAUAUCCCUGGGUAUUUACACCUGCUUCACCCGAAUAUCUGACUAUAAGCACCAUUGGAGUGAUGUAUUGGCUGGGGGCUCCCUCGGCAUCAUCGUCUGUUUAAUUGUGAUCUAUAAAUUAUCGGACUUCUUCACACCAGAAAAUCGAGAGAACUAUGAACUCACUACUUACAAAAUCCCGGAUGCACGAAGUAUAUCACAAGCUUCAUCAAGUUCAGGCUGUGAGACAGCUGUUACUCUUGACAACCAUCGCUAGUUUCACUUCGAUCAUGAAACAAUUGCACUAGAAGUAUUCCAACAUGUCUUGCAGAAAAAAGACUUAAAAAAAAAA
Molecule: messenger RNA, 750 nt
Organism: Octopus sinensis (East Asian common octopus)
Lineage: Eukaryota; Metazoa; Mollusca; Cephalopoda; Octopoda; Octopodidae
Product: phospholipid phosphatase 1-like
Exons: 4
Coding region: 49-675 (208 amino acids)
Biological process (GO): signal transduction; phospholipid dephosphorylation; phospholipid metabolic process
Molecular function (GO): phosphatidate phosphatase activity
Source: RefSeq, a predicted model, not a curated record